Amorphotheca resinae ATCC 22711 is the source of this 1020-nucleotide messenger RNA. RefSeq lists its product as hypothetical. Gene Ontology annotation, cellular component: RNA polymerase II, core complex. The coding region runs from base 1 to 1020 and encodes 339 amino acids. Gene Ontology annotation, molecular function: DNA-directed RNA polymerase activity; protein dimerization activity. Gene Ontology annotation, biological process: DNA-templated transcription. The record is from RefSeq and is a predicted model, not a curated record. Lineage: Eukaryota; Fungi; Ascomycota; Leotiomycetes; Helotiales; Amorphothecaceae. The transcript has 3 exons.
AUGGAUUACGAUCCUAUGGUAAUGGAUGAGGCCCUUGGCCCAUCUGUCAAGAUCACAGAGGCCGGCGCACAACACGUUGAUUUCGAGUUGCAAAACGUCGACCUCGCCUUUGCGAACUCCCUGCGCAGAACGAUGCUUGCCGAGAUCCCAACAAUGGCAAUCGACCUGGUGGAAAUAGAGGCGAAUACGUCUGUGCUUGCUGACGAGUUCAUCUGUCAUCGACUCGGUCUGAUCCCUUUGAACUCGAAGAAUGUGGACGACGUGAUCUACUCCCGCGACUGCGACUGCGACCAAUAUUGCGAUCUCUGCAGCGUCACACUAACCCUGCAUGCUCGGUGCACUGGCGAUGAGAUCAUGAAGGUCUACGCUCGAGAUCUGGUUGUAGAUAAUAUGCGCGCAAAUCAGUGGGUUGGAAACCCGGUCAUCACGGAUCCAGAGGGAUUGGGGACUGUUAUUUGCAAACUGAGAAAAGGCCAGGAGUUGCGGAUGAAGUGCAUUGCCAAGAAGGGUAUCGCAAAGGAACAUGCCAAAUGGGCACCAACUGCUGCGGUGGGAUUCGAAUACGAUCCUCACAACAAGCUGCGACACCUGGACCUUUGGUAUGAGGAGGAUCCCGCCAAAGAAUGGCCGAAGAGCAAAUACGCAGAAUGGGAAGAGCCGCCUCAAGAAGGCGAACCAUUUGACUAUGAUGCUGUACCAGAGAGGUUCUAUUUCGAGGUUGAAAGCAUCGGGAAUCUGGAGCCGGAUGCAAUAAUCCAGCAGGGAAUCAAAGUUCUUCAGCAGAAACUAGCUGCCGUGAUUCAGGACCUGACUGAGAACGACGGACCAGCCAAUGGUAUCAAUGGCGGCUAUGAUGCGCCGCGAAGCCCAGAUGUCGGAAUGAAUGGCCAAGGAUGGCAAGAUCCGGGUUACACCACGCCCUAUGGCAAUGGUGGAAACGCGAGUGCGUGGGGUGCUGGAGCAGCUACGCCGUACGGAGCAACACCAUAUGGACAGAAUGGUGCGGACGGAUGGAGUUGA